GUGUAGUGCCUUCGCCAUUUGGGGUUACAAUGCUGCAUUCCGGCUCCUGAUGCGGAUCGGCCGCGCCUAAAGUGACACAGAUGAGCGAGGUGGGCCCUUUAAGAGUGGAAAGAAGACCCCCCCCCCCCGCACAAAAGAGACCGUCAAUAAAUGGAGAUCGCUCCCGUCGCUUUUGUCAUGAUCUUAGUCCGUCCACAAAUUGUCCUGCGUCGGGGAUCUAGGUCCAGGCUGGGUUCACUGUGGUCCUUAUUGGCCUCAGACUUGUCGGACUCCCUGGUGGUGUGUGAAGUGGACCCGGAAUUAAAGGAAAAGCUGAGGAAAUUCCGCUUCCGAAAAGAGACCGACAAUGCAGCCAUCAUAAUGAAAGUGGACAAAGACCGGCAGAUGGUGGUGCUGGAGGAAGAAUUCCAGAACAUUUCUCCAGAGGAACUUAGAUCUGAGUUGCCAGAGAGACAACCCAGGUUCGUGGUUUACAGCUACAAGUACGUGCAUGCCGAUGGCAGGGUGUCUUACCCUCUGUGCUUCAUCUUCUCCAGCCCCGUGGGCUGCAAGCCUGAGCAACAGAUGAUGUAUGCAGGGAGCAAAAACAGACUGGUGCAGACGGCGGAGCUUACGAAGGUGUUUGAAAUCCGCACCACAGACGACCUCACGGAGUCCUGGCUUCAAGAAAAGUUAGCUUUCUUUCGUUGACCAUUGAGCCAGGGAUAUGGAAUCUUUACGCUUGAAUACUCAGACUCCUAGGCUGAUGAACAUCCAAGAGCUAAAUAAACGUUAAAAAAUCAGGAAUUUAGC
Messenger RNA from Microtus oregoni (creeping vole), 792 nucleotides. RefSeq names its product glia maturation factor gamma (gene Gmfg). Gene Ontology annotation, biological process: actin filament debranching; negative regulation of Arp2/3 complex-mediated actin nucleation. Gene Ontology annotation, cellular component: actin cortical patch. The transcript is spliced from 8 exons. The record is from RefSeq and is a predicted model, not a curated record. Gene Ontology annotation, molecular function: actin binding; Arp2/3 complex binding. Bases 151 to 690 code for a protein of 179 amino acids. Lineage: Eukaryota; Metazoa; Chordata; Mammalia; Rodentia; Cricetidae.